Molecule: messenger RNA, 2102 nt
Organism: Dissoconium aciculare CBS 342.82
Lineage: Eukaryota; Fungi; Ascomycota; Dothideomycetes; Mycosphaerellales; Dissoconiaceae
Product: DNA/RNA polymerase
Exons: 3
Coding region: 288-2102 (604 amino acids)
Biological process (GO): translesion synthesis
Molecular function (GO): damaged DNA binding; DNA-directed DNA polymerase activity
Source: RefSeq, a predicted model, not a curated record
GCCGUUUUGCGUGCGAUCGACACCUGGGCACAGUAGUCGCAGCACACCUACUACUGAUGAUGUUGAGUUUUCCUUCGGGAGCACGCGUAUCAAAUUUAGCGCGCAUGUAACGCCGUACAACGCGUGAUCCCGACGAGAGACUCCCGAGGUCCACUUCCAACCAUAUACCAUUAACAGUAAGAAGUUCGUGAUCAUUAUUUCUUUCUGGAUGAGGAAUCAUCACUGCGGAAGUUAGCAAGCGUGUUGGUCUUCAGAACAGGCAUCGCGACUCGCAAGAUGCCGCCGCAAUGGUCCCUGGCCUGGCUCGUAAAGACGGGAGGGUAAUCAUUCAUUUCGAUUACGAUUGUUUCUAUGCCUCAGUGUUCGAAGCGAGCAACCCAAGCCUGAAAGACCUGCCUUUUGCAGUGCAACAGAAACAAAUCAUCGUCACCUGCAAUUACGAGGCAAGGAGAAGAGGUUUGCAUAAAUUACAACUCAUCACCGAUGCGAAACGAAUCUGUCCCGAUGUCAUAAUUGAGCUCGGGGAGGAUCUCACUCGCUUUCGCGAUGCUAGCAAGGACCUAUAUAAUUUCCUGAAAGAGUAUUCGUGGAAUGACAAAGUCGCACGCUUGGGGUUCGAUGAAGUAUGGAUGGACAUAACGGACAUCGUAGAUUACAACAUAGAGAUUCUCAACCAUCAGGAUCUCGGAAAUUCCUUCAUGCAGAUGUCCAAAACGGAUCCUACGCAGGGAUUCAGAUACAACGCGAACACGGUCGCUGGGCAUACAUAUCCCGCAGAUUAUCAACUCCACCAAGACUACGGGACCAUAGAAGGGGAACUUGCUCUUCGACUGCGUCUUGGUGGGCAUUAUGCUCGUUUCCUCCGACAUGAGCUCGAGAGGCAGAAGGGCUACACGAGUACUGUAGGCAUUGCGACUUCAAAACUUUUGUCAAAGCUGGUAGGGAAUAUGCGCAAACCAAAAAGCCAAACGACUAUGAUGCCCCCUCUGACGAGCAUUGAUGGCAACGAGAGCAACGUCACAUCAUUCAUUGAUGAUCACGAGAUCGGUAAAAUUCCUGGCAUUGGGUUCAAGCUUGCGCUACUUUUGCGAGCAGCAUUUCUGAAGAGAGAGCCCAAUUUCGACAAAAGUCUUAUAUACGGUGAAACGUUCGACAAAGUGGCGGUGCGAGAUAUUCGCACGCAACCAAAUGUCAACCCGGAAUCCCUCGAGAAGCUAUUGGGUGGCCCUGGCUCACCGCAUGGUAUCGGACUCAAAGUCUGGCAGCUUUUACAUGGUAUCGAUGACAGCGAGGUUGAGUAUGCCAGAACCGUUCCUCGCCAGAUCAGCAUCGAGGACAGCUAUAUACGGCUGGACACAUUCCCAGAGGUCCUCAAAGAGCUGAGAAUAUUAAGCAAUAGCCUCAUUUCCCGUAUGCGCAUGGAUCUGCUCACUGCUGUGCAAGCCACAAACGAUGAUCCCCUGGAUCCGACAUCUGAUGGUAGCUUGUAUGUGGCACAGACGAUGCCUCUGGGUGCGAAAAAAUGGCUUGCUUAUCCAAAGACAAUCCGCUUAUCCACCAGGCCGCGUCAACCAUUGCAAGCCGACGGGACACGAGUGCGCUCCUUCAAACGCAUUUCUCACUCUACGUCAUUGCCGACAUUCGUGUUUAACACGCACGAAAGUGUUGAACUCCUGGCGGAAAGGCUAAUCAAGGAGGUCCUCAUUACGAUGUUUCGCAAAUUGCACUCUGGCAACGGAGGUUGGAAUCUGAGCCUUAUGAAUCUCGCCGUGACGAACAUGGUGGAGACGGCAGGCGAUGGCAGAAGCGCAAUAGGAAGAGACAUAGCGAACAUGUUUCGGAGGCAAGAGGAUGUUCUAAAGGACUUCCGGGUCAUAGACACAGAGGUUCCUGACGCAUCGCCACGCAUCAAAGAAAAAAGCAUCACCCAAGCGGAAACUCAUACAUUUCAUGACGUGUAUGAUGGGGAAUACGAAGAGGCGUGGGAUGAAGAUGGAGAAGAGAGUGAUUCGUGUCAGACAUGCGAGAUGUGCAGCAUGCGCAUGCCGGCGUUUGCUAUGGCUGCACAUAGACGCUUUCAUUCAAUUGAGCUGCUUGACUGA